UACGCCGCCAUUUUAGUGUCAAGCGUUCACUGUAUUUGAUGUGCUUGCUGCGUAUUUGUAUUCUAAUUAUUAUUAAAUAUUCUCCUUUUUAUGUGAUUAAAUAUCUUAACAAUUUUCUGUAAACCGGUUUCAUUGCUGCCUCGCAGGUUUUAGUAAAGCUUUAAUGCAAGGCCAAGCUAUGAAUCACUUUGGACACAGAGGUUUUGGUGGCCCACCCCAACCCCAAAGACAAGGUGGACGUCGUGGAAACAGAGGUGGAGGCUUUCGAGGAAACUCUAGAUUUGAACACAAUCACAGAAAUUCGACUCAACAAGGAGGUCAACGCCCUAACGAGGUAAAGCCAGUAACUCAAGAUAAGGCCCCACAGCAGCAGGCUACCCAACAAGCCCCAAAAGAAAAAGAGGUUAUCAACCAGCAGCCAAAUCAACAAAAUCAAAAACCUAGUCCACAGCAGACUCCGCCAAAACCACAGGAACCGCAAACACCAAAAGUAAACCAGAAUUCUGCCCUGAAGCAAGAGUCUAAAGAUAAUGUUGACAAGGCUACUCCUAAUGAAACAAAACCUAUCAUCAAUCACAACCAAUCUAAUUUCCAAAAGAAUGUUAAUGGUAACUUUGGUGGCCCUGGGAAGCAAGGUGGUUGGAGUCAAGGUAACCAAGGUAACAAGCAAGGUAAUUUGGGACAACAGCGUGGUCCCAGGGGAGAUUUCAAUAGAGGUCAGGGAGGACAAGGCCAAGGAGGACAAGGCCAAGGAGGCCAAGGCCAAGGAGGACAAAACCAAGGCCCACCUGGACAGGGCCCAGCUCGUAAUCAACAGAGGACUAACAAUUGGGCUGGGGGGCAGUUUGAUGGAAAACCAGCACAAAGAGAGGAACACAUGUUGGCUAAUAAGUUAAAGGACCUCGUGGGGCCCCUCCUCGAAUUGCCAACCAUUGAACAACCUGAAGUUAAGUUUAACGGAAGAAGUAGACUGUAUAUUGGUAAUCUUUGCAAUGAUGUAACAGAAGAAGAACUUCUUAAUCUCUUUAACCAGUUUGGAGAAACUGCAGAGUUGUUCUUAAAUAAGGAAAAGAACUUUGGUUUCAUUAAAAUGGAUUACAGAGUUAAUGCUGAGAAGGCAAAACGUGAAUUAGAUGGUAAAAUGAAGAAUGGAAGAUCUAUGAGAGUGCGGUUCGCUCCACACAACAGUGCCGUGCGAAUUAAGAAUUUACCGCCAUUUGUCUCGAAUGAACUCUUGUACAAGGCAUUUGAAAUUUUCGGAAAAAUCGAAAGAGCAUACGUGAGGGUGGAUGAAAGAGGGAAAACAUUGGGUGAAGGAAUAGUGGAGUUCUCCCGAAAACCCAGUGCUCUCGCUGCCAUCAGAAAUUGCUCUGAACGAUGCUUCUUUUUAACAUCAUCAUUGCGGCCGGUCAUAGUUGAAAACUUGGAAGAACCUGAUGAGUUUGAUGGUUUUCCAGAAAAGAAUAUUUCUAAAAAACAUCCAGAAUAUUUAAAAGCCAGAGAGGUCGGUCCAAGAUUUGCUGAAGCUGGAAGCUUUGAACAUGAGUAUGGAACAAGAUGGAAGCAGUUACAUGAGCUCCAUCGCCAGAAAGAGGAAGCCCUCAAGAAAGAGCUCGCUGCUGAAGAGGAGAAACUGGAGGCACAGAUGGAAUUUGCCAAAUACGAGCACGAGACGGAACUUCUCCGUGAGCAGCUCCGUCAGCGUGAGCAAGACAGGGAGCGGCAGAAGCGCAGCUGGGAGAUGGCGGAGAGGGCGGCGGACGAGCGCCGAGAGACAGAGAGGAUGCAGCUCAUGAGGCACGAGGAGGAGCUCUCGCAGCGCAUGCGCCUGCAAGACGACGAGCUGCGGCGCAGACAACAGGAGAACACUCUAUUUGUGCAGGCUCAAAGACUGAACUCAAUGCUUGAUCGUCAAGAACAGGGCAUGUUUGACAAUCAGCAACCAAUGGACGGAGGCUUCAGAGACCAGUUCGACAUGCCACGUGGAGGUUUUGACGACAUGCCGCAGAACCGAGUUUGGGAAGGACGCCCAAUGGACGAUUACCCAAACAAACGUCGUCGUUUCUAAAUAUUCUAAUGACGUCGCGAACUUCGUGAUGCGCGUAUUUAGAGGAAGUUUUGGUUAGGGACUAACUUCAAAGGGCUCUGCUAUUAAUACGAAUUUAUCCGUAUUCAGCAAUGUUACUUAAUGCGUUCCCGUAUUUUUCACUAACCGAAUACUUCAUUGGAAUAAUUCGAAAUGUGCGUUGCGAUCAAUUAGACGUAAUCAUGACUAUUUUCAUAUUAUACACUAAAUCUUAAAUAUUAGUUAAAAUAAGUGAUGUUUAGAAAAAAAAUGGUUUAUGUUUACCCGACAUAAACACCUAAUGAGUACGAUUGUACUUUCCAUAGAUAUUUAUAAGUAUAGGUCACUUUUAACUUACAGUAACUUAUAGUAACAGGCGAUUUUAUUCUCAAUGUGUUAUACUUAAAAUUUUAAUUUAUAUUUAAAGUUAAUUUAUAUAUAAUAACUAGUUUCUCUUCGUCUCCGACUAUAACAUAUAAAUAAAUUUGUAAUGUUUAAACGCAAUUGAAUAGGUACAUAAUUACUUUUGCACUAAUAUAGUAGUUAUUUAGGUUCAAUUUAGGUGUAUAAUAGACAUAAGAAAAUUUUAAAUUUCUAUUAUUAAAUUAUGCUCGAGCAUGAAUUGCUUUAAAAAAAGCCGUGAAAGAAUAUAAUUGUAAAAAUAAAAGUUACAAUGAUACUUUGCGUAUAUAUUUACAGUGCGUAGUGCAAUUAGAAUGUCAUUUUCUCUUGAAAAUUUCUAAAAUAAAAUAGCUUUUUGUAAUACACAUGUUCCUUCUUUGAUUUUUUCCUGAACUAGUUCUUUUCUAUAAUAUUUUUUUCAAUUCUUUGAAUAGUCAAUAAAUUCAUUUGUAAUAUAUCAAUAAAUUUGUAUUAGAUAAAAUUA
This is a messenger RNA of Pieris napi, 2951 nucleotides long. RefSeq names its product hrp65 protein-like (gene Psf). Gene Ontology annotation, cellular component: nucleus. The coding region runs from base 164 to 2068 and encodes 634 amino acids. Gene Ontology annotation, molecular function: RNA binding. The record is from RefSeq and is a predicted model, not a curated record. NCBI's taxonomy places the organism in Eukaryota, Metazoa, Arthropoda, Insecta, Lepidoptera, Pieridae. The transcript has 11 exons. Gene Ontology annotation, biological process: regulation of DNA-templated transcription.